This is a messenger RNA of Prunus armeniaca (apricot), 981 nucleotides long. NCBI's taxonomy places the organism in Eukaryota, Viridiplantae, Streptophyta, Magnoliopsida, Rosales, Rosaceae. The record is from the annotation of a GenBank genome assembly.
AUGGCCGAUUCAAAAGUAGAGACGAUCUCAAGACUGGCCCAAUGGAGAAUCGAGAAUUUCGGGCCUUGCUCUUACAAAAAGUCUGAUCCUUUCAAGCUCGGAAUUUGGAAUUGGCAUUUUUCUAUAGAGAAGAAUCGGUACCUCUACAUUCGUUUGUUUCCAGAGCCAUCACGGGUGUCCAAAGAACAGCCUCCUCUUGCUCGCUUUGUUCUUAGAGUCUCUAGUUCCGGCCCUGGCCGCAGACCCUACGUCUCUCCUGUUCAUGAAAGAUUGCUUCGCACAAAUGAAGACUUUGUCUGGCCUGUUGAUUCCACCUUCCUUGGUCGCUUCAUCAUUGAUGUUGAGUUUCUCGACUUGAAGAUAUGCCCUUUAAAUGGUGGGGAAGCUAGUCCUGUAUGGCCUGCUGAUGGAUUGAUGCAAUCUGUAUCAACCCAAAGCACUCUCCGAUGCCUCGCUCGCAUGCUUGAUGAGGGCAUCCAUGCUGAUGUCACUAUCUACACUGCCGAUGGCACUUUAAGAGCUCACAAAGCAAUUCUUUCUGCAACUUCUCCUGUGUUCCAAAGCAUGUUCAAUCACGACCUUAAGGAAAAAGAGUCCUCCACAAUCCACAUAAAAGACAUGUCCCUGGAAUCUUGUAUGGCUCUUCUCAGUUACCUGUAUGGAACCAUUAAACAAGAGAAUUUCUGGAAGCACCGGUUAGCACUUCUAGGUGCGGCGAACAAAUAUGACAUUGCAGACCUAAAAGAUGCCUGUGAGGAAAGCCUUCUGGAAGAUAUUAACUCCACAAAUGUCCUUGCGAGGCUGCAUGAGGCCUGGUUGUACCAGCUGCAUAUGCUGAAGAAAGGAUGCUUGAUGUACUUGUUUGAUUUUGGCAAAAUAUACGAUGUUAGAGACGAAGUAAACGACUUUUUCAGGCAUGCAGACAGAGACUUGAUGAUGGAAAUGUUUCAAGAGGUGCUUACUGUUUGGAAGCCUGUAUAA